This is a messenger RNA of Danio rerio (zebrafish), 1919 nucleotides long. It is a transcript of the gene hm13, whose product is annotated as histocompatibility (minor) 13. The record is from RefSeq and is marked provisional. Gene Ontology annotation, cellular component: membrane; endoplasmic reticulum membrane. Lineage: Eukaryota; Metazoa; Chordata; Actinopteri; Cypriniformes; Danionidae. Gene Ontology annotation, molecular function: aspartic endopeptidase activity, intramembrane cleaving.
ACUCACCGGGCUGAUUUUAGGAAACGUGGCCUUAACAGCGAUCGGUUCCCCCUCAAUGAGCAGCGCACUCAGUGACACUCUAAUUAAACCGCUUGUAUCUAACGUUAAGCCUAUCCCGGUAACCGAGCGCGCUGAAACAUGGCGGAUGUGGAGCAGACCGCGCCGGCGCCCGACGGCUCAAGUAAUGGGUCGGAUUUGGUAAACGGGACUGCGGGCCGGUUCGUGUCCAGCGCUGAGGGUACGGCUCUGGCGUACGGCAGCCUGCUGCUCAUGGCCCUGCUGCCCAUCUUCUUCGGGGCGCUCAGGUCUGUGGGAUGCUCCAAAUCCAAGGGAUCUUCUGAUAUGCCCGAGACCAUCACCAGCAGAGAUGCAGCUCGAUUCCCCAUCAUCGCCAGCUGCACACUCUUCGGCCUCUACCUCUUUUUCAAGGUUUUCUCACAGGAGUAUGUCAACAUGCUGUUAUCCAUGUAUUUCUUUGUGCUGGGAAUAUUAGCGCUGUCUCACACAAUGAGUCCCUUCAUGUGCAGAGUUUUCCCUGCUAACCUGUCAAAUAAGCAGUACCAGCUGCUGUUCACACAGGGCUCAGGAGAAAGCAAAGAGGAAAUAGUCAACUAUGAGUUUGACACGAAGGAUCUGAUCUGCCUGUGCAUCAGCAGUGUGGUAGGGGUCUGGUACGUCCUCAAGAAGCACUGGAUAGCCAAUAACCUGUUUGGUCUGGCGUUUGCUCUGAACGGCGUGGAGCUGCUGCACCUCAAUAACGUCAGCACCGGAUGCAUUCUGCUGGGAGGACUCUUCGUUUACGACGUCUUCUGGGUUUUUGGCACUAAUGUUAUGGUGACAGUUGCCAAGUCCUUUGAAGCCCCGAUCAAGUUGGUUUUCCCUCAAGAUUUGCUGGAGAAAGGUUUGGGCGCCAGUAACUUUGCCAUGCUGGGACUCGGGGACAUUGUUAUUCCAGGAAUUUUUAUUGCUCUGCUCCUGCGCUUUGAUGUCAGUCUGAAGAAGAACACACGAACAUACUUCUACACCAGCUUCCUGGCUUACAUUUUUGGCCUGGGUCUGACCAUUUUCGUGAUGCACACCUUUAAACAUGCUCAGCCUGCUUUGCUGUACCUGGUGCCUGCUUGUGUUGGAUUUCCAGUGCUGGUGGCACUUGUUAAAGGAGAACUAACCGAGAUGUUCAGGUACGAGGAGGAAACGCCAUCAAAAGAAGAGACGACCGAAUCUGAAAAAGACAAAUAAAAGCCCCAAAUCAGCCCUCAUUCAUGUUUUGCAUUUGUCAUAGUGAUGUGGUCGCGCACAGACUCCUCUCCGUCUGCUCAUGGCGGUGACGUUGUGUAUUUCUGAACUUCUUUUAACGCCGCGCAACAGCUUUCUCAGUGCCUCUGUAAUGAAAUCCCCCUGUUCCUUUAUUCACCUCAGCAUUUGGAAACAUUGGUUAUAUUCACUUCCAAAGUUAUAUCUGUUAGAAUUAUGAAGUAUUUGGUUGGUAGACGUAAGACUUUCCGCAUGUGAUUCGAUAUUCAGAUAUCAUCCGAAUCUAAGGUCCGGCACCUACUCCAUGUACUCCUAUUUUGUUUGUUUUUAUUGUAGGAUCUCAUGAGGGAUUCGGUUUCUAGCUGUCUGUUUUAUUUAAUAAGACAAAGGCAUUCUGGAUUACAUGUGUUGUUUUAUUUUAUGCAAACUGUGGGACCAAUAAGAAAGAGACUGUUUGUUUUUCUCCCCCUGACGGAAGUUAAAGGAUGAACUUGAGUAGUGCCAUAUUGUUUCUUGCUCAUAUUUAAUGCACCUCAUGCUCGCCAUGGUUUGACCGUCUCUUCUUGUGUAACGCUUUUCUCAGUGUAAAUGUUUGAGCUUAUAUGAGGAGCACUGUUUUGAUUUUGUCUUUUAUUUGCAUUAAAUGUGUGGUGUUUACCAAUCUG